AAUCGGAACGAAUUCUCUUUUUUUGCAUCUCCAAAACGUGUAGGACUCUCUUUUCCGUACAAGGUAAAAUUUGUAGAAAAAUGUUCGGGGAUUUACAAACUACUGAAGGACUAAGAAAAUUAAAUGACUAUCUUUCUGAUCGGAGCUAUAUAGAGGGGUAUCAAAAAUCUGAAGCAGAUACUAAAGUCGUUCAACAAUUAAGGAAACCUCCUCCAUCUACAUAUGCCCAUGCAUUAAGAUGGUAUAAACAUAUUAAAUCACAUGAACACGAGAUAAUUGGCUUUCCACAAUCAAUUGAAUCAAAUGAAUUAGCUGAAAAGAGAAGCAAAGUUGUUGCUGCUGCUGCUAAUGAUGAUGAUGACGAUGAUGACCUUGGUCUUUUUGGUUCAGAUGACGAUAUGGAUGAAGAAAUAGAAAAGUUGAAAGAAGAAAGAUUAAAACAGUAUGAAGAGAAGAAAGCCAAAAAACCUGCAACAAUAGCAAAAUCAUCUGUUGUACUUGAUGUCAAACCAUGGGAUGAUGAAACUGAUAUGCAAGAAAUGGAAAAAAUGGUUAGAUCGAUUAAUUGUGAUGGUCUUACCUGGGGAGCCUCAAAAUUAGUGCCUCUUGCAUUUGGUAUUCAUAAGCUACAAAUUGUUUGUAUUGUGGAAGAUCUGAAGGUCAGCAUAGAUUGGCUUCAGGAGGAAAUCCAGAAUUUUGAGGAUUACGUGCAAUCGGUGGACAUUGCUGCAUUUCAAAAACUUUAAAGAAUAAAACAAAGAAUAAUUUUUUUCCGAA
This is a messenger RNA of Centruroides sculpturatus (bark scorpion), 777 nucleotides long. RefSeq names its product elongation factor 1-beta-like. Gene Ontology annotation, biological process: translational elongation. The record is from RefSeq and is a predicted model, not a curated record. The coding region runs from base 81 to 746 and encodes 221 amino acids. Lineage: Eukaryota; Metazoa; Arthropoda; Arachnida; Scorpiones; Buthidae. Gene Ontology annotation, molecular function: translation elongation factor activity; guanyl-nucleotide exchange factor activity. The transcript has 7 exons. Gene Ontology annotation, cellular component: cytosol; eukaryotic translation elongation factor 1 complex.